Molecule: messenger RNA, 5181 nt
Organism: Pecten maximus
Lineage: Eukaryota; Metazoa; Mollusca; Bivalvia; Pectinida; Pectinidae
Product: malignant fibrous histiocytoma-amplified sequence 1 homolog
Exons: 6
Coding region: 169-3687 (1172 amino acids)
Biological process (GO): signal transduction
Molecular function (GO): protein binding
Source: RefSeq, a predicted model, not a curated record
CAGCGGGCGAAAGGUGACUGCUGACUUCAUACUAAGCUGCGACAUCAUCAUCUAUAUAUAACAUCCGUUCAAAAAGUGAACUGGUUAUGACUUGACUGUGAUCCCCACUUUGUCCACACAAGGACAGAGUGAUCAUUUGUGUAUCUGGAUCUUAACAAUUGCGACCGAAUGGUGGACAUCAUGGCAACCUCUCAGGGGCAGAGUCAGGUGUCCGAGGCCCUGAAACAGUAUGUUCAAAAGGACCUGAAGGACAAACAGAUUCUGGUGGUCCCUGAGGGCAAGUACAAAGGCUGGGUUCCCCGAAGUAUCUACAGUCUAGAAUUGGACGAAGUUUGUCUCCCUUUCCUCAGGCUCCAGUCCUUUCCUGUAGGUGGCACCUCUCUAGGAACUUUAACUAAAAUGAGGGUGUUUGAAGCAGUGGGAAACUACCUAUUCAAGCUUCCAUCAGCAUUUGGGAACUGUAAAGAUUUGAAAACUUUGAAUCUUAGUUUUAAUUACUUCAACCGUUUGUCUCCAUCUGUUUUCAAGCUUGAAAAUCUGACAGAGUUGAAUGUAAGUAACAAUGAGCUUACAGAGUUGUCUUCUGAUGUUGGCCAAUUAAAGAAUUUGAAGACUUUGGACCUGAGCGGGAACAUGUUGUCGGCAGUGCCUGAUGAGCUAUCCCAAUGUAAAAGUUUAGAAAAUGUUAACAUUUCCAGAAAGUGGUACCCUCGGGACGGUGGGAUGACAGAGCUACCUGGUGCAGCAUGCAACCUGCCAGAAUUGCGCCAACUUGAUGUUAGUUGGCACCAAAUUCAUACUAUUCCUGACAAUGUGGGUUCUCUGACCAAGCUACAGUAUCUCAACCUUAAGGGUAACUUCUUAAAAAAUGUGUCUGAAAACAUCACACAGUGUGUUCGUCUACAAGUAUUAGAUUUAUCUGGAGCUAUGAAACUCAAUUCUGUGAUCCCAGAGCAAAUCAUGAUGCUCUCUGAACUAAAAGUACUUAAUUUAAGCGGAAACUACUUUACUGAACUACCCAAAGAAGUGGCAGGUCUGAAAAAGCUAGAGAAAUUUGUGAUGCGAAGAAAUGCAUUAUUACGACUGCCUGAUGCUAUUUUUGACCUGGAAUUCUUAGAAACCCUUGAGCUGAGUGACAACUAUUUAUAUGAAAUCCCGCCAGCUGUUGCCAAUUUGAAAAAUAUUCGGUAUAUCGACUUACAAGGAAACAAAUUAACAGGAUUACCAAAUGAGAUUGGCAGGUGUUUCAGUCUGAUACAUUUGUCUGUAGCAUGCAAUGAGUUAACUAGUGUGCCAGAUACGAUAUGUAGACUUUCUAAACUACAGGAGUUGAGUCUAGAACACAAUCAAUUGAAGGAACUUCCAAUGUUAUUGGAUAAACUAGCCGUCUUGGAAAAAACUGGGCGCUUAAGUGUGUAUGACAAUUAUCUUUCCAAACCACCACAGGAGAUUUGCAAUCAAGGAGUUGUCUCCCUUUACCGAUACCUAAAAGAGAUGAGAAUUAGUGAGGCAAAACAUCGUCGUAAGAUGAUUUUGAUUGGAGCAGCAAAGGCUGGAAAGACAAGUCUGAGGAAUGCUUUGAUGCUGGGUCAUUCAAAACUGGCGGCAGAGCAUGAAAGGACAUGGGUCUUGGAGCGCCAUCUGUGGGAACCUGAGCCAAGUCUUCGAGUGCAGAUUCUGGACUUUGGGGGCCAUCACAUCUAUUCUGCAGCUCACCACAUGUUUCUGACACCAGAGGCACUGCACUUGGUAGUAUUUGACCUCUCCAAGUAUGAUGAGGAAAAAUAUGACACCAUGGUUGGAGACUGGAUUGAUGCCAUUGCUGAUCGAGCUCCAGGGGCGCACAUCAUGGUAGUGGGCACACAUGCUGAUCUCUGUCCAAGUGACAUUGUUAAAUCAAGGAUCAAUCAUAUCUUACAGAAGAUGAACGCUGAUGAGAAAGCUAAGAUAGAUGAUCUCAAGUUGUCUCUAGAGAAAGCCAAAACAGAGCUUAUCAAUCUGACGGGCAAGGAAAGCAACACCAAGUUUGAGGACAUUGAUGCCCAGAGGAAGCGAGAUAAAGUCAGUGGUCUGCAGCGUGUGUUAAAUAUGCGAGUAACCUUAGCCAGUAGGGUCGAUGUCGUCAGUUGUGCAGACACACUAGAUGGUGUGGAUAAUCUGCGUGCAUCACUUCAGCAGAAACUGAAGGACACGGAUGAAAAACCCCUACCUAAGUCCUGGUACAAAUACCUGCUCGGUAUUCAGAAAAAGACACAGAAAAUUCUACACAGGCAACAGGCACUGAAUAUCUUCAAAGAUGUCAUGGAAACCAUGAACCAGUCAAUGAUCGGGAUGGAGGGGUCGGCAGAAUCUAGUUUGGAUAUGGUACUGCGAUACCUCCACUCUACUGGCGAAAUUGUCUGGUAUCAUGACAAUCCGCGUUUGAGCAGUAUCAUCUUUCAUCGGCCAGAGACUCUUGUCGAAAUGUUGAGGGCCAUAUUCCGGCAUGACUUUGAGAAGGUCGUCCAAUUUAAUGACACUUAUGGACGCCUGGCCAACAUAAGCCUGCACAAGUUUGAAGAGAUGAAGGCAGACUUUUUGGAACAAGGUCUGAUGACGGUGGAGCUUCUUCACUACUGCUUGUUACACUUCCAGCUCACCACAGAUGCACGUGACAUGUUCAUCGACCUCAUGCUUAAGUUUGACCUUUGUUACGAGGUACCAAAACUAGCUGGAGCACCAAUGACAUUUGCGUCUAACAGGAUCCUCCGUUUCCCCUGGUUCCUUAACAGUGAAACUCCACCUAAUCUCUCUACCCAGUGGCCAUUAGCUAUUCCUUCAGACAUAAUUCAGUUAUGCUAUCGUCUCCAGUUUAAGAAGAGGCUACCUCCAAAUUUAUUUGAAAAGUUCUCAGCUCGUCUUCAGGCUCAUAUCAUGAAUCGAUGCGACUGGAAAAACGGUGUGUUGGCUACUCGUAAUCGUACAAAGUUACUAGUUACCAGGGAGACGGUGGAUAUGUCGUCGGGUAGUCGUGUAGAUGUGUCUGUGUCUGUACGUGGAAGUGACUUGCAGGAACUGUGGUUAGUGAUGCUAAGGACCUAUGGUGAUAUGAUCACACUUUUACAGGAGUGGCCCUUCACUCGGUACGAACAGUGGCUUUUAUGUUCCCAUUGUCUGAUCCUGGGCGAUGAUGAUCCCUUCCUCUACCCAGGCGAGGUACUUCAGAAUUUGUGUCCACGUGGCCACUACCAGACAAUGUCUUGUAGGAAGGCAAAGGAUGUACCAAUACCUGCCUGUUUCCUCUUUCCCCUUGACCCAGACUAUCAAGAAGACAUUGCAGAACACAUUAAGGUGGUGAAGGAGUUCCUACUCUCUACAUAUGAUACUGUUGAUGGAGGUGGCAACUACAUACAAAGGCUGCUGUCAAACCUGGGUCUGAGCUACAUUGCAGCGCGAUGUGGUGCAGAAUGGUCCCUAAUGGCUUUAGCAUUGGGACUGACCCAGCCAGAGAUAGAACAGAUACAGUUAGACAAUCCCUAUCAGACAGUCAAGCAGAUCACCACAGCACUGGUUCGCUGGCGGGAUAGAAAACACAACACAACAGAGGAGGAUGUUCUACAUGGCUUGCUGACUGCACUACAGACUGCCGGUAGACAGGACCUAGUCGACGAUCUGGAGGACAAGUUCCAUAUACAAGUGAAUACGUAAUAGUUCAACAGUGCUACCUCAUACUCCUGCAGCCUUCUACAGUUAUAGUUGAGCUUUGACCAAGACAACCUUCCCAAGUUAUGCUGGUUGCCUUGAAAACAACUUACUCCAGAAAAUCUGAUUGUUUGUGAGGAGAUCUAGAGGUACUCAAUACUAUAAAAAAAAACAGUUGGAAAUAAAAUCUGCUGGCUCUCAACAAGAGGAACCAAAUCCUAGCAAAAGAAUGUUAGGAAAUGAAAUAUGUUGGAUUGUUAGGAAAUAUACUAAGGAACAAUGAUAAUACUAGAACUCGAUGGCUUUUUUUUCUUAGUGGUCCAAAUGGUUUGAGCGAUCAGAUCGGAAUUUUUGUUUUUGAAAUUAGGACGAAACUAGGUGUCCUAUGUUGUCUUUUAUGUUUCAUUAGCCAUGUAAAAGACUUUAAAAACCUGUAAUAUAUGCGUUCUUCAGGUGUGUUAAGAUUUAUAUAUUUGAAAGUAUGUAUGUAGGUACUGAUUUGUCCGCAUAAACAAAACUGCCCUAUAUUUCAGACUUAGAUAGGCCAUUAAAAAUCUGUUGACAGAAACAUUUGAAAAGAAAAGAAAAUUAAUAUUGAAAUAAGAUUAUUGCUUUUACUGUUCAUAUUUUCUUAACAGCUGAAAUGGAAAGAGUUAUUCUGAUUCUGUACAUCAGAAAUAUUGUUAAUGUUAGUAUAACCUUUGACUAGAUCCGUAGUUUUAGAAAAAAAAUACAGAAUAAUUUAUAUGUAAUUAAAGUAUUGUUGAGUGAUUUUUUUUUAAGUUUACUAAACAGUCAUUGGUUAAAGCUGGUGUUCACAUGUUUUCCAGUUCUUUUGGCAACUAUACUUUAAAGUGCUGAAUACUUUUUAUAACUUAUGUAACCUAUUGUGAUAAAAUGUAUAUAUGAUUUGUACCUGUAUGUAGGGUGCUGUAAGACCAGAGAUGUGUAAAAUGUAGCUUGUAUACAUCCAAAAUGUAUUGAGAUCUUCAAUUCGACAUGGGGAUAUUUUUCAAUUCUUUGUGUAUACAUGUAUGUGCGCUUGAGUGAUUAAAAUUCUUAGUUUUGAAUUUACAUUUUCUAUAUACAAAAUGUAUCUGCUGUAGUGUUGAAUUAUCAAAUUUACUUAGAUUUUUUUACUGCCGAAAAAGAAACGUUACAUGUACAAUGUAUGUAAAUUUGUGUUAUAAAUGUAUCUUUUUUUCACAGCAUAAAGAAAAGUUUCAAUGUCAAAUACAUUUGACAAAAAGUUUUUGAUGAAAUAUUUUUUUGUGAAAAUCAUGUUUUUUGACUUUUCAGAUCACAAGGUUUUUUGAUUUUGUAAAAAAAAAAAAAAAUUUAUACAUCAAUUAUAAAAAUAUCACAUGCGUCACCUUUUGAGGAAACAUCAACAUGUACUUCAUACGGUUAUUACUAUAUGGUUAUUACUAUAUGGUUAUUACUAUACGGUUAUUACUAUACGGUUAUUACUAUAUGGUUAUUACUAUAUGGUUAUUACUA